Molecule: messenger RNA, 1734 nt
Organism: Argentina anserina (silverweed cinquefoil)
Lineage: Eukaryota; Viridiplantae; Streptophyta; Magnoliopsida; Rosales; Rosaceae
Product: cytochrome P450 89A2-like
Exons: 1
Coding region: 75-1616 (513 amino acids)
Cellular component (GO): membrane
Molecular function (GO): heme binding; oxidoreductase activity, acting on paired donors, with incorporation or reduction of molecular oxygen, NAD(P)H as one donor, and incorporation of one atom of oxygen; iron ion binding
Source: RefSeq, a predicted model, not a curated record
CGCCUAUAUCUUUCGUCACCUUUCUCACAAUUCUAAUCACAACUCCAUCCCCACCACCACCCAAAAACCCCGCCAUGGAAACCACCUGGCUCCUCCUCCUCCUCACCACCACCCUCCUCCUCUCCCUCUUCCUCGCCCUCCUCCUCCUCAAACCCACCAACAAGCUCCCCCCGGGACCCACCAACGUCCCCAUCCUCAGCAGCCUCCUCUUCCUCCGCAAAUCCUUCUCCGAGCUCGAGCCCAUCAUCCGCAACCUCCACUGCCGCUACGGCCCCAUCAUCUCCCUCCGCAUCGGGUCCCGCCCCGCCGUCUUCAUCUCCUCCCGCCGCCUCGCCCACCACGCCCUCGUCCAAAACGGCGCCGUCUUCGCCGACCGCCCCCCUGCCUUACCCACCAACAAAGUCAUCAGCAGUGACCAGCACAACAUCAGCGCCGCUUUCUACGGCCCCACGUGGCGCCUCCUCCGCCGAAACCUCACCUCCGAAAUCCUCCACCCUUCCCGCGUCAAAUCCUACUCCCACGCCCGUAAAUGGGUCCUCCACAUCCUCUCCAACCGCCUAACCGAAUCCCAGUCCGAAAAAUCCGACGCCGGAAUCAGAGUCGUUGAUCAUUUCCAGUACGCCAUGUUCUGCUUACUAGUCCUCAUGUGCUUCGGGGACAAGCUCGACGAAGCCACCAUCCGUCAAAUCGAAACCGUCCAGCGGCGGUUGCUGCUCGCUUUCGGCCGGUUUAAUCUACUCAAUUUCUGGCCUGCCUUAACCAAAAUAGUCCUCAAGAAGAAAUGGGAGGAGUUCUUUCGCAUCCGAAAAGACCAGGAACAAGUACUUAUACCUUUGAUUCGAGCACGAAAGGAGUCGAAAUUAAUCAGUAAUGAUUAUCAUGGCGAUAAUGUUAUGUCCUACGUCGACACGCUGUGGCGGCUUGAGCUUCCUGAUGAGAAGAGGAAGCUGACCGAAGACGAAAUGGUUAGCCUAUGCUCGGAGUUUCUCAAUGCCGGAACGGACACUACUUCCACAGCGUUGCAGUGGAUCAUGGCGAAUGUCGUGAAGUAUCCGGCUGUGCAGGAGAGGCUUGUGGAGGAAGUUAGAAGCGUUGUGGAGGAAACGGAGGAGGAGGUGAAGGAGGAGGUGAAGGAGGAGGACUUGCAGAAGAUGCCGUAUUUGAAGGCGGUGAUCUUGGAGGGUUUAAGGCGCCACCCGCCGGCGCAUUUCGUGCUGCCGCAUUCGGUUAGUCAGGAUGUGGUUUUGGAUGGUUACUUGGUGCCGAAGAAAGGGACGGUGAAUUUCAUGGUGGCGGAUAUGGGGUGGGAUCCGGAGGUGUGGGAGGACCCUAUGGAAUUUAAGCCGGAGAGAUUCUUGAGUGGCGGUGCGGGUGAAGGGGUGGAUAUAACUGGGAGUAGGGAGAUUAAGAUGAUGCCGUUUGGGGUUGGGAGGAGGAUUUGUCCCGGACUUGGUUUGGCUGUUCUUCAUCUCGAGUAUUUCGUGGCGAAUUUGGUGUGGAAAUUCGAGUGGAGAGGUGUGGAGGAAGAGGAGGUUGAUUUUUCGGAGAAGCAGGAGUUUACUAUGGUUAUGAGGAAUCCAUUGAAGGCUCGCAUUGCACCAAGAUUGAAGAAAUGAAUGAAGGUUUCUGGCUUCCUCUGUUUAUGAACCUAGCUAAUGCUAUGUAAAUGUGGUUUACGAAUCAAUAGCAGUAUUAUUGCUCCAAUUACUUAUCAAGUCUUACGGCUUUGUCACU